CUUACCGCUGGGGUGGAGGGAAGGAUAGAGAGAGGGUGAGGGUGGUCUUGGACGGACGGACGGAGUGAGUGAUUGAUUGACUGACAGGCAGGUCGCCUGGAGCGCGGAGAGUGUUGUCUGACUUGGUUCCCACAGACAGAGCAAGCGGUGCGACUGAGGGAGACAUGGGUGACCCAGCUGGCUGAACCCACCAACAAAACUUAAAGAUGAUUGCCUUUAUCUCUUGCCUAUGCCAUGGAAUCGUUUUGGCCUCCAUUCUUAUGAUUCCAGCUGGAGCAGGAAUUUUUGGAGGGACUGAUGUUCUGUAUGGAAGAAUUGGAACAGAUAUUACGUUGAUAUGCAAGGCUGCUAAUAACAGGAUUAUUCAAUGGAAGGUUAAUGGGACCUUUGUGACCUUCAGUAAUAAUUUGAAAGAACCAAAUGGAAGUCUUGUUUUAUCGAUGGCAGACUUGUCAAUGGAAGGAAAUUACAGUUGCCAUGAUGAGACUGCAAGAUUGUUGUACUUGACCCAACUCAAACUUGGAUAUCCUCCAAGUAAGCCAUUGGUGCACUGCAUGGCUUCAAAUUUUUAUAGAAUUUCUUGCAUGUGGGAGAAUAGUCAAGAGGGGUCCUUUCCUGUCUGUUACAUUGCGACUUAUAGAACGCCAAGCAGCAACAUUUUUAACUGUCCUACAGAUUCUCUUAGCAAUAUUUGCCAAAUAGACAAUCCUCAAAUGUUUUCGUCCUUGCCAUAUGUUAUAAAUAUAACUGCAGUCAACCCUAUUGGCCACAGGACGACAUUGUUGGAUAUUAUGCUAUUUGAUAUUGUUCAGCCGGAUCCACCUGUAAAUGUAACAGCUGAACCUGUUUUUGGAUCUCCUCGAAGAAUCAGAGUGCAGUGGGAUUAUCCACCAUCAUGGGGAUCACAAUUCAAAUUAAAAUUUGUUUUGGAAUACAAACUCCAGAAAUAUAACUUCUGGUCAAGGUUGGAUACUAAAAUGACAACAGAAAUCAUUACUGAUGCCAUUGCUGCUCAAUUGUAUGCGAUUCGUGUCAAAACAAAAGAUUUUUUUGACAAUGGUAAAUGGAGCAAUUGGAGUUCGGAAGUAUUUGUCACUCCAUGGAGUGAAACCACUACAGAAAGUAUCCAAUCUACUGUCACCACACAAAUGAUGGACUUUGUACAAACUCACAGUCAAUCAACAACACCUACCCACUCUCCAAAUGUAAUCCCUUCAAGUUCUGAUGUACUUGAUAGAAAUAUUGUCAUACUGAUCUCAAUCGCCACUUCAAUUGGCAUCUGCAUCGCAGCCACUACAUUUGUGUUAUGGAUUAGAAGUCGACGACAAGAGUCAGAUAAGAAUGACAUUCUGACCAAGAAGGCACUGACCCUUUGAUAAUGUG
Molecule: messenger RNA, 1383 nt
Organism: Hemiscyllium ocellatum (epaulette shark)
Lineage: Eukaryota; Metazoa; Chordata; Chondrichthyes; Orectolobiformes; Hemiscylliidae
Gene: il11ra
Product: interleukin 11 receptor subunit alpha
Exons: 11
Coding region: 207-1376 (389 amino acids)
Biological process (GO): cytokine-mediated signaling pathway
Cellular component (GO): external side of plasma membrane
Molecular function (GO): cytokine receptor activity; protein binding
Source: RefSeq, a predicted model, not a curated record